UGGUGUCGGCGACAUCAAAGUCUUCAGUAUAACGCGCGAAACAUCAGAGAAACAAGCAGGUUAUGCUCAUGCCCUCACAAAGUUUACAUUUUCCACGGAUUGAAACAAAAAAAAUAGUUUAAGAAUUCAAAGAACAGUUUCUGACGAUGAAGUGCACGAUUCCGGAGAUCUCCUGGCACAAUCGUGACCCAGUGUUGAGUAUCGACAUCCAGACUGCUCAGAAGAAGCCCCAGAGCCCAGAGGAGGAGCCCUUCUGGCGUUUGGCGACCGGUGGUGCUGACACCCACGUUCUCAUCUGGCACCUGAGGGUGAACGAGCUCGGGGCUGCCUCGGUGUCUUGUGUGACUGAUCUCGAUCGCCAUCAGAAGGCUGUCAACGUCGUCAGGUUCUCACCCUCAGGGGAGGUUUUGGCGACUGGGGACGACGAGUCUGCGAUCAUUCUGUGGAGGCAGAAGGAGGAUUCUGCAACGACCGCGGAGCUUCCUUCUUCAGACGACGGGAAUUUCCAGAAUAAGGAGCAGUGGGCAGUCUGGAAGGUCCUCAGAGGUCACCUUGAGGACAUAUACGACAUCUCCUGGUCCCCGGACUCGAGUUUCAUGGUGUCAGGAUCAGUCGACAACAGUGCAAUUGUCUGGGACGUGCAGAAGGGCCGGAGCAUAAGUAUCCUCCAAGAUUACAAGGGCUUCGUCCAGGGGGUGUCCUGGGACCCCUUGAAUCAGUUCAUCAGCACUCUGAGCACCGACAGACACUGCAGACUGAUCGACAUCAAAGCUAUGAAGACCGUCCAGAGGGUCCACAAAGCAGUGAUUCCCACCCCUCCUGGGCAUCCCCUGGAGGGUCAGACUGUUCGACUCUUCCACGACGACACCUUCAAGUCCUUCUUCAGGAGGCUGACCUUCACCGUCGAUGGCUCUCUCAUCGUCGCCCCUUCCGGCAUCAUCGAGCCCCAGGACUCCAGCCAGAGGGCCUCCAACGCCACUGUUGUGUUCUCCAGGCACAGCUUGAAGGAACCCAUCCUCAUUCUUCCCUCCAUGGACGAGAGCACAAUCGCUGUCAGGUGCUGUCCAGUUUAUUUUCAACUCAGGGAGGAGGGACCUGCCGCUCUCUUUGCACUCCCUUACAGGAUGAUCUUCGCUGUGGCCACGCAAAAGUCGGUUCUUAUUUAUGAUACUCAGCAGAUUGCACCCGUUGCUGUUGUCUCCAAUAUUCAUUACACGAGGCUUACUGAUGUUGCUUGGUCUUCGGAUGGACGAUUACUAGUGGUAUCAUCGACAGACGGUUACUGCUCGAUAAUCCACUUCCAGGAGGGCGAACUUGGAAAAAUCUAUACAGGAGACAAAACAAUUCCAAUGAGGCCUCCAGUCCCCCUUCAAAAAUCCACAGAUAUAAAACUAACUUCAAAAGGCCCUUCCAAGGGAGAACCCGAGAAGAUCCUCGCAGAGUUCGACACUGACGCCAUGGACAUUGAUAUCACAGAGAAAAUAUCCAGCUCACAGAAGCCUGAAGAGACUGUAAUUAAGGAUAAUGAGGCCCCUCCUGUGAGUGAGGAGACUGAGGACAUAAAAUUGGUUUUUGAACCUAAUACGUGUGACGUUCCUCCAGCUGAGGAAUCUGGAAAGGUCACUCCACCCAAAGCUGAAGCUGGGGAAAGUGCCACUAAGAACACUCCCCCUAAAGCUGAUGUCAUCUCUGUACUGUCAUCGCGGACCCCCAGACGAGUUAAAUUGAUCACAUUAUCGAGUCCUAAACGCCCUAAAGAAGAUCUGUAAAUAUUUUUACUCGUUUUUUCAUUAAAGUGUAGGUAAUACCGCUGAAUAUUUGAGAGAAAAUAUUGUUGACUUGAAAAAACUCAUGAUUUUAGGGAAUUCUUCUGGAAUUUCAGAAAUAAUAUAUUUUCUUCAACUUUAUAUUCUCCUAUAUUAUUAUUAAAUGUCGCAGACUUGAUUAUUACUGAAGGAAAAAUCUAUUUUUCAUAGUGAACUUUUUUAAAUCCUAGAAAUACUGUGAAAUUUUAUGAAUUCAAUGAAUUUUUCUCAUGAAAAUAUGAGGACCCAUCAUGCAACGCCAUCACGAUAAUAUUUUAUCCAUCGUCACUUAAUCCACGCAAUAUUUAGAGGUGAUAAAAAACAUCGAGAGCAUUUUUCAUAAAUUUAUUUUAAUGUAUAAAACACGGGGAUACAAGUGAUGUAUGUGGAGUAGAAAAAAAUAUCAGCACCUAGUUCUCCUUCGAAAAGAACUUCUUCUUGUCCACUGGGUUUGGAAUAAUCUGGAAUAACGAUUUUUUGUAUUUUUUACGAGACAAGAUGUUGACAGAUGUUGAGAGAGAAUAAAGUUAAGUUUUUUGUA
Molecule: messenger RNA, 2346 nt
Organism: Diachasma alloeum
Lineage: Eukaryota; Metazoa; Arthropoda; Insecta; Hymenoptera; Braconidae
Gene: Caf1-105
Product: chromatin assembly factor 1 subunit B
Exons: 3
Coding region: 147-1769 (540 amino acids)
Biological process (GO): DNA replication-dependent chromatin assembly; nucleosome assembly
Cellular component (GO): nucleus; CAF-1 complex
Molecular function (GO): protein binding
Source: RefSeq, a predicted model, not a curated record